Molecule: messenger RNA, 1035 nt
Organism: Acanthoscelides obtectus
Lineage: Eukaryota; Metazoa; Arthropoda; Insecta; Coleoptera; Chrysomelidae
Source: the annotation of a GenBank genome assembly
AUGCCUAAGCGUUGCUGUGUACCAGGCUGCAAGGGAAACUACGAGGCAGAAUUGAGAUCGACACCCUACAGGUCAGUGUUUCGAUUUCCAAAAAAUGAGGAGUUGAAAAAAAAAAUGGGCAUUCGCAAUUUUUUUAAAAGAAAAAUUACAACCACCGAAGAAACCACUAAUCCGUCUAAAAAAAUGGGACUUCAACCAGUACAUCAAGUAAUACCGAGUACAAGUACAAGUAGUAGCUUGGACCAAGAAGAUCAAGGACCAGACACUACAAAAGCAGAUGAGUCAAACACAUUAUUCGGGAUAAGAACAAUGUUAACAGAUAAACCUGUUCAAGAUACCCAAAUGUUGUUAAAUGAUGACCAAUCGGACUCGAAAGACAUUGGAAAUUUCCUUAAUAACUCAUCGUCAAUACCGGAUAAACAAAAAUAUGAUUUAUUAAUAAGUCCAUAUAGACCACCCCCUACCUAUGACUUUAAGAAAGAUGUAGAAUCAAACAAACGACCAUUUAUUCAUAAAUGGCUUAAUCAAUAUGACUGGCUAGCUUAUUCCAAACUUCUUAAAGGCAGCUUUUGUAAAUAUUGUGUCAUUUUCCCACCCACUGUUAACCACGGUAGUGCUUUAGGCGCAUUUAUUACGAAGCCAUUUUUAAAAUAUAGGGAUUUUCACACCCAGGCCAAAAACCACGUCAAUUCAGCUUGGCAUCAAGAUUCAGCCAUUCGGGUUAGAAAACAGCAUGGAGCUAACAAGAAGAUCACCGGAGGCAUUCCGUCUACCAAUACCACUAUCAUGGAGGUUGGUUUCAUCCAACAUCUGAAGAUGGGGCAGGUUGUAAUCUCCCAUGAUGUACAUGACAUCAGAACUAUCACUGAAGUUUUCAAUAUUGUUGCAGUGAUUUUCAUAUUCCACCAAAUUGCUAAGGGGAGGGAAAUAUACUGCACAGAAGUAGGUGGACUUUAUUUUACCAAUAGAUACAGAGACCCACACCUCUUCAUGCCCAGAUGUCAAAUUCCUCAAUUCGACUUGGUGCGAUUUUAA